Messenger RNA from Lindgomyces ingoldianus, 3248 nucleotides. RefSeq lists its product as uncharacterized. Lineage: Eukaryota; Fungi; Ascomycota; Dothideomycetes; Pleosporales; Lindgomycetaceae. Gene Ontology annotation, molecular function: serine-type endopeptidase activity. Gene Ontology annotation, biological process: proteolysis. The record is from RefSeq and is a predicted model, not a curated record. Bases 27 to 2975 code for a protein of 982 amino acids. The transcript is spliced from 5 exons.
UGACAUGAGAUGCUCAUGCUUCCAUUAUGCUCAGCUACUUCACGAACUUGGUCCGACCGGUCUCACCACGGAUCCCAAAAGUGGAAGAGUCGUCGCCACCGCAGCCCGCAGACCUCGAUUCCCUACCCGGGUUCGCUCAGGCUGUCGCGCAGAAGUUACAGUCAGAGGCCGCUCAACUAACACCGGGGCCAGAUGCACCAGGCGUUAUGCUGUUCAAAGGCGUCUUCUGUUCAUUCCUCCAGUCUGUGCCCGAGUAUCUGAAUGGCCUGCCGCAUCGAUCUCAUCAGAAUCGACUUCUAACCCUCCUAAACUGCUGGGAGGAUUUGUGCCAGUGGUCAAAUCCCGCAGCAUCCUCGUACACCCGCGAAGCCAGAGCUGAUUUCAGCGCAUGCCAAUACCCCGCUCUCAAAUCACUACUAGAAUCUCGCAAAUCCGUCAAGGCCGUGUUAGUCCAAUUUGCAAGCGCAAAAUCAUUUCCACGCCGUGAUAAAGCAGCCAAUACACUAUGGCAAAACAUGAUUAAUGCAUUUAACGCUCUAUCGGCACCUGAGAGCGAAUCGGAGGACCCAGAUCUAUCAGAGUUGAUGAAACUUGCUACAUCGAAGGAAGAUCUCGAAGACAAUCAGAGCUUUGUACUACAGCUUUAUGAUGCUCUGUCUCAACAUUUCAUGCCUGAUAGGUGCUCAUACGACUGGAAAUCAAUAGUUGUCAAUCUUCGAUUGAAUUGGUGGGAACUUUCCAAAGAAGAUGAUACUCUUUGCUUUGGACUUUUCGUUAUGAUCAACGAAAAGGGUACACCAGACGAUUCGGCGACGCAUUGCCAUUGGCAAGACCUCCAAGUCUGCGUCUCGAAAAGGAAACAAGUCGCAUUUAAUGUUCCUUCUGGCCGGACUCCGAAUCUCUCGGAACCGUUGGAGGAUUUCCAGGAAGACUGCUUUCCUAAUGCAGAGGACGCCUCGCAUGGUUCCGGAGACACGGAUCAAACUUCCUCUUCCGAUGAGAAUGAGACGGACGAGCUUUGUCAGUAUCUCGCGCAACGCACUGUGGCCCAAUAUAGGUUUGAAUACGCCACAGACUUCAAGCUGCAAAAGUCUAAUCAACCGGAGAGGUCAUUUCUGAGGAGCUCUAUGGGUAUUACCCUAGAUGAUCUAAUAGGAACCGGGAAACUGGGCGCUAAGAUGAAGCUUUCGCUUUCCUUUCUUCUGAUACGGACGUUCUGGCAGUAUUGCGAAUCGGACUGGAUGCAGGAUUACUGGAGCAAAGAAUCUGUUUAUUUCAUGUUCAACAUGGUUGAUGGUUAUCCAAAGGCCAUUUCCAUUCACGAACCGUUUCUUCAGGCUCGAUUCAACAAGAGCGACCAUGGCGAUAAAAUGGGACAAUUGACAGAACCAAGCAAACCUUCAAGCCGGAAAAAGAAAUUUCGAAAAACAAGCCACGAUACUAAAGUACGGACAAGGACACAUCAGUACCCAAAACUACUCGCCCUUGGCAUCAUGUUACUCGAAAUUGAACUAGAUCGCAAACUCGAGAGUCUGACAUCCCGAGCCGGCGAAGAUUCAGAUAUUGUCAACAUACGACACAAUAUGGCCACCAAGGUGCUCAAUGAUCAGGAUUUUUGGCCACCAAAAGACAUUUGGAAGCCUGUGAAAGAAUCUAUCGAGAUAUGUAUAAAGGCCGACACGGAAGUUCUUGGCAAUGUAGAGGAAGACCUGCGACAUAACUUCUACCGAAGAGUGGUUGGCCCUUUCAAGGCGUUCAUGACAUUGGCUUGGUCCGAUGCGGACUAUCAGAGGAUAGAAUCAGUAGUGAUCCACAAUGCGCCACCCUCACAUUCCCCUGCAGCGCAACAUGGCGCGCCGGUUGAUCUGCUACAAGCAGGUGAAGCUAAUUGUGAAGCGACAUAUUCGAACACCUUCAGAGCUUCGUCAUCAGCAGCGCGCAUGAUCGUCGCUGGUACUGACGGCUCAAGGUCUCAGAUAGGGACGACCAUGAGUGCAGAUUCACCUUUCACAUCGACCGAUUGGUUUGCGAAGCUGGACGACUUGAACGAUGUACUCAAGAUAUCCCAGCGCAAUAGAGACGAGCAUUCGAGAGUCGUUAAAAUAGCUAUCCUAGAUACAGGGGUCCAAGAAGCAUACUACCAGAACGAUCAGUCCUCCACCAAGAACAUCAAAGACUACAAAGACUUCGUGUCCGGUAAUGAUAAUAUAAGGCAGGAUCGUACUGAUCAUGGAACAUCAUGUGUUCGCCUGCUCCAGAAGGUAUAUGAAAAUGCAGACAUAUAUGUUGGACGAGUCUUCGAGACCAAGGAUGCAACUCCCGAAACAAAGAAAUACAUGGAAAAUGCAAUCAAGCACGCGAUAUGCAAAACGAAAGGAUGGGGAGUAGACGUAGUCUGCCUACCAUCUGGAUUUGAGUCGGAAUACCGACCAAUCACGAACGCCAUCUCGAACGCCAAACCUUCUAAAGUUCUCAUCUUUGCGGCCGCCUCAAACUACGGAAACACUGCUGGAAUCUACUUUCCCGCAUGGCUCUCCCGAUUCUCCGACCUUUUCUGUUUAUUCUCCACCACGGCUGGUGCCAAGCCAACUUGCGAAUUCAACCCUGCUCCCAUGGAUUCAGCAUACAAUUUCGCCAUUCUCGGUGAAGGUAUUCAACUGCCAAACACAAAACCUCUAAACGGAACAUCUUUCUCAACUAUCAUUGCCGCAGGUGUUGCGGCUCAAAUCAUCGACUUCUCUAUGCAGCCCGACAUCCGCAACGUGAUUGGCAGCAAUGAGAUUCUGCGCCAGGUUGAUGGCAUGUCGGCUAUAUUCGCGAGAAUGUCAGCGAGAGAGAAUGAGUACCAUUGCCUUACGCCGUGGGUUUUAUUGGACGGUAUGACCGUACAGGACUACGACGAGAAAGAUAUUAGGCUCGCUAUUUGCAGAACCAUCUCCGACGCAUUGUGGACAAGGCACAAGAUUCGGGUUUGAACGGGUCCGGACAUGAUUCACCGAAAUGAGUCACCCCAAGGGCUUUGGAGAAAGAUCGGAUUUCCUCUAACUUUAAGACUGCCAAAGUUCUCCCUGGAAUGCAGCGCCUAGCUGCUAAAGACACGUGAGGUUCCUUCACGUAGCGAGUGCCAGGACGGACCAGCUCAUUCACACGGGUGCCGAUGAUUAAGAAGGAUGAUACGGAGGGAAAACUUGCUGCAGAGGAAUGCAAGGUUACCACCCACGUUAGCACGUUUGAUAUGCAUGGGCUCG